UUUAGACAGGCUAGGUGGGGUUGAUCAGGGCCAAGGAUGAGAUAUAAUAUUAGGAUGUCACAUUGUUACACAAGACAGCACGCCAUUGGCCAUCCCACCCGGGACAUGCGCUCUCGGACAUCUCAUUGGCUGGGGUUAAGUGUCUGGAAGCGAGGGAUUGGUGGGUGAGGAGGAAGUGAGUUUCCUCUGCUGUUUCCUCCCUGUGAGGAGCUGCGGUCCUGCCCAGAGCUCACAGCAGACACACCAGCUCUAGAAGGCCUUCAGACACCAACAGAACCUGGAACAGACAAGCACAUUCUGGAACAGACAAGCACAUUCUGGAACAGACAAGCACAUUCUGGAACAGACAAGCACAUUCUGGAACAGAAAGCAUUCUAAAGCCUGAUAAAGUAGAUUCCAAGAGAUUUGGGAUUCAGCUCAGAGUAGGACAGGCCAGGUGAACUAGUUAGUAGAAACAUUAGUGGAGGCGGCUCGUUUUCAUGUGAUACGAUACAGGGCUGUGAGCAGACAGUGACAGACCCCAUGCCUCUGAGUCCGGCUGCUGACGCCAAGCAUGACCCCCCAGACCGACCCCGAACACACGCCGCUACCAACGGCAACCAGCUCGCUUCCACCGUCGCCAGGGACGAUGGGGCAGAUAACCUUGACGACCCCCCUGAAAACAGUAUCGUCAUCCGCAUUGGAAUCCCUGACCUGCAACAGACAAAGUGUCUUCGGCUAGACCCAGAUGCAGCAGUGUGGAGCAGUAAGCAGCUUGUCCUGGUGACUCUGACCCAGAGCCUAGUGGACGUACUGAAUUACGGCCUCUUCCAGCCAGCCUUCAACGGACGCGCCGGAAAGUUCUUAGACGAGGAACGCCUGCUGAAGGAGUACCCCCUACCCCCAAUAACCCCCAUCCCCUACCUGGAGUUCCGUUACAAGAGGCGUGUCUACACUCAGAGUUAUGUGGAUGACAAGCAGCUAGCCAAGCUGCACACCAAGGCCAACCUGAAGAGGUUCAUGGAGUACGUGCACCAGAGGAACCUGGAGAAGGUGUCCAGGUUCCUGGAGAAAGGUCUGGACCCCAACUUCCACGAUGCAGACACUGGGGAGUGCCCUCUGACCCUGGCUGUUCAGCUGGAGGCGUGUGCUGACCUCAUAAAGCUUCUGCGGAGCGGAGGAGCUCAUCUGGACUUCAGGACCAGAGAUGGCAUCACCGCCCUGCACAGAGCUGUGCUUUGCAGGAAUGCCCUGGCUCUCACUACCCUACUGGACCUGGGCGCGUCCCCGGACUACAAGGACAGCCGCGGUCUGACCCCGCUGUACCACAGCAGCAUGGUGGGAGGAGAUCCGUACUGCUGCGAACUGCUGCUGCAGGACCACGCUCACAUCGGCAGCAGCGAUGAGAACGGCUGGCAGGAGCUGCACCAGGCGUGUCGUCAUGGUAACGUGCAACACCUGGAGCACCUUCUGUUCUACGGAGCGGACAUGAGCUCCCAGAAUGCAUCAGGAAACACAGCACUGCACCUGUGUGCUCUCUACAAUCAGGAUGGCUGUGCAAGGGUUCUACUGUUCCGUGGAGCCAACAAAGACAUUAAAAACUACAACAACCAGACUGCCUUUCAGGUCGCCAUCAUAGCAGGGAACUUUGACUUGGCAGAGAUCAUCAAGAUCCACAAGACAUCUGACGUUGUGCCUUUCAGGGAAAGCCCGUCCUACACAAAGCGCCGACGAGGAGGCGGACCCAGAGCUGCAGGGGGGAGUGGCCUGUCUUCUCCCCGCUCUCUGAUUCGCUCAGCCAGUGACAAUGCCCUGGAGAGCCCCGCCUCCACGUCCCCUGGCCCCUCCCUCCAUAGCCUGGAGACCACGCCCAGCCGCCCAGGAGCCGACACACACAGCCUGCGCAGACACACACGCCGCCUCAGCCCCAGUGGCAAGGUGCAGCAGGAGCCCAGCCCCCCCCCCCUCCCCCCCCAGCCCCGGAAGAAGAGGAGGCUGUACAGCGCGGUGCCCGGACGCACCUUCAUCGUGACGCGCUCACACACACCCCAGGGCACCGGGGAGAUAAACCUGCACCGAGGGGAGAGGGUCAAAGUCCUGAGUAUAGGAGAAGGGGGGUUCUGGGAAGGGUCUGUGAAGGGCAGGACCGGAUGGUUCCCUGCUGACUGUGUAGAGGAGGUCCAGAUGAGACAGUAUGACCCACGUCUAGAGACCAGAGAGGACCGCACCAAGAGGCUGUUCAGACACUACACUGUAGGAUCCUACGACAACUACAGCUCUUACAGCGACUAUGUGAUCGAGGAGAAGAGCGCUGUGCUGCAGAAGAGAGACAGCGAAGGGUUUGGCUUUGUUCUGCGAGGAGCUAAAGCCGAGACCCCCAUCGAGGAGUUUGCCCCCACCCCUGCGUUCCCUGCCCUGCAGUACCUGGAGUCUGUUGACCUGGAGGGCGUGGCCUGGAGGGCAGGGCUUAGGACUGGGGACUUCCUGAUUGAGGUGAACGGGGUGGAUGUGGUGAAGGUGGGCCACAGACAGGUGGUGAGUCUAAUCAGACAGGGGGGCAGUCAGCUGCUCAUGAAGGUGGUGUCUGUCUCCCGCAAACCUGACGCACACCUGCUGCGCAAGAAAGCCCCGCCCCCUCCCAGGAGAGCUCCCAGCACCUCCCUGACGCUGCGCUCCAAGUCCAUGACCGCCGAGCUGGAGGAGAUAGACAAGUUGGAUGACAUGCUGGCGGGCACACAGGAAGUGGUCAUGAGAACCCGCCCCUCUGAGGCGGACUUCCGGGCGGCCACAGUGAAGCAGCGUCCCACCAGCCGGCGGAUCACCCAGGCAGAGAUCAACUCCCUGUUUGAGAGGCAGGGCAUGCCUGUGCCUGCAGGGUUGGAAAAGGUGACCAUGCAGCUGCCCAGAGGCAUGUCCAGGACCAAGUCUUUUGGCGCUCCAGAAGACGACAGGAUCUCUGCUCUGAUUGGAGAGAACCGGUUUCCGCGGAGCUCCUCCAUGACGGACAGCUUCAUCCCGCCCCCUCCCCAGACCGCGCCCCCUCCUCCCCCCUCCCCCUACUACCUGGAGUCCGGCCCUCCCCCCGCAUUUCUACCCCCUCCACCGCCCAUCCGGGGGGCGGAGCUAGCCCGCUCCAGCUUCAAACCGGGGGCGGAGCCUAGGCUGCACGAGGCCUGUGAUUCACCCACAAGGAGCCACGCCCAUGCAGAGCGCCAGAGGAAGGCGCGGUCCAUGAUCAUCCUCCAGGACUCCCCCUCCCUGCUGCCCCCCGAUCCCGCCCCUGCCCCUGGCCCCGCCCCUGGCCCCCUAACCUCUCACCCCGUGUUGGAGCGCCGGAGGCGGGGCCGGCCGGUGGAGAACCCCUAUGCCAACGUUGGCCAGCAAGCUCCGCCCCCCAGCAAGCCCCAACGCAGGAAGUCUCCACUGCUCAAACAGCUGCAGGUGGAGGAAGGGGGAGGAGCCAAUCCCAGCAGGGCGGAGCUAUACCAGCAGCAGGUUCUCUCUGAGCGUGCUCGCAUCCAGGCCACGCCCCCCCAGGGACGACGCUCCUCCCUUUUCCUGUCUGUGGAGGGGGCGGGAUCAGAAUCCUCAGCUCCUCUCCUCCUGACCCAAUCACAUUCCAUGGACGACCUGGGGGAGCUGCCUCCACCAAUCCCGGUGCUGUCCCCUUCCCCCUCCCCCCAGGGCUCCACCUUUCUGCACCCGCUGACGGGCAAGCCCCUCGACCCUGCCUCCCCGCUGGCAUUGGCGUUAGCGGCGCGGGAACGAGCGCUCACUGCCCGCACACCGAGCCCAGAACCCCGUCACAAACGCACCACGCCCCCCCAGACCAGCCCCGAACCCCGGCACAAGCACAUAGCCCCGUCCCUCUUCCUUGACGGGCAUGUGGAGCGACCGGAGACGGAGGGCGGGGCCACCUCCCCCGCCGCCCCCUCCCCCGAGCGCUGGAGGCCCUCCCCCCUGCCCCUGCCCAUCAGUCAGGUGACCAUCAGCGUGACCAGUGAGGGCCAGGCGCCUGUGCACAUAGAGGCACAGCGUCAGGCGGAGAGGAGGCGGAGCCUAACGGUGGGGAGCUCAGAGGAAGAGGGCGGGGCCUACACCGUGACCCUGCCCCCUGCGCUGCUGUCGUCCAGUGACGAGGAGACAAGGGAGGAGCUUCGCAGGAUUGGGCUGGUGACUCCGCCCCCAGGCUUCACUGCAUCCCCGCCCCCCACCCUCUCUGCCUCCCUCAGCCUGUCUCCACGGCGACCCCAGCCUGGCGAGGUGGGGGGAGGGGGAGGAGGCGGAGGGGAGUCGGCCCCGGAUUCGGGGGUGGAGGAGGGGGAGGACAGGAGUGCCAGCGACCCCCACCUGGACGCCUCCAUCUCCCCUGGCAGCACCCCCGCCCCCAGCCUCCCCCCGUUGCCCUCCCCGGACCUACACCAGCCCCAGCCCAGCCCCAUCCCCUCCCCCAGCCCCGGGGGGCCCCCGGACCCCCAGGGCCUGAAGCCCCGGCUGCGCUCCCCUCUGGGCCGGGGGCGCUCCGCCCUCAGGGACCCCCUCCUCAAGCAGUCCUCCGACAGCGAGCUGCUGCCCUCCAGCGGCUCCAGCCCCGGACGGCCGCCCCGCUACCUGUUCCAGCGGCGCUCCAAGCUGUGGGGGGGCGACUCGGGCGAGCGGCGGCCCAGGCAGGGCAGCCCGGAGGAGGGGAGGCCCCAGGCUGUGGGGGGGCAGGGGCUGGAGCUGGCUUCAAGGCUGCAACUGCUCAGUAAGGACACACACUCGCUGGGGGAGGAGCCUGCGCUGCUUGACCCUGGGAGGAGGUCGCCGGUGGGCGGGGCUAGAUGUGACCAGGACAAUGGAGACAGUAAAGCGUUGUUCAGCAGUUUGGGGGAGUUAAACACCAUAUCCCAGAGGGCCUAUGGCACCACCUUCACUGUCAGACCAGGAAGUCGCUACCCGGUGACGCGGCGCAGCCCCUCCCCCUCCCCCUCCUCUGAGAGGCCGGAGGCCCUGGGGCCUGGGAGGGGUUUUGCGAUAAGCCCCUCCCACCACCACCACCACCACCACCACACCAUCCUGAAGUCCUCCAGCCUCAGCCUGCCCUCCGAACCAAAGGAGGUCCGCUUCGUGAUGCGCAGCGCCAGCGCCCGCACACGCUCCCGUUCUCCUUCCCCCUCCCCCCAUGCCUCCCCCUGCCCCUCCCCCGUCCUGGGGGGCCCCCUGCUGGCCCUGCGGCCGUGGCGCCAGCGCCCCCUGGCUCUGUGGAGUAAAUACGACGUGGGGGACUGGCUGGAGAGCGUGGGGCUGGCGGAGCACCGGGCUCGCUUCCAGGAGCACGAGAUCGAGGGCUCGCACCUCCCCGCCCUCACCAAGGAGGACUACGCUGAGCUGGGGGUCACACGUGUCGGCCACCGCAUGAACAUCGAGAGGGCGCUACGGCAGCUGCUCGAGAGCUGAACCCCGACCCUUCAACCUGUUAACCGCUGACCCUAACUCCCUGAACCCUGACCUCUUAACCCACUGAACCCUGACCCAAAGAUCGUUGACCCCAUAACCUCCCCUGAACCCUAACCCCUGACCUGCUGGCUCCAACAAGGUCCUGAACAUAGUUUUGACCCUGAUCCCAGUCUUGAGACUGGAACCCAGACCUACCCUGACCCCUGACCACAUCGUGUGGAGAAGGACUGCGAUCCAAAGACAGCUUCCUAAGGAGUCGAGUGUCGAGACAAGAAAAUACCUCCUCCAUCUCAAUAUCUCCAAUAGUUCAAUAUUUUACCAUUUAUAAAAAUCUACUUUUUAAUCUUUGACAUACUGGUUAAUGAGUGGAUAUGUUGAAAGUUGUGUUAACUCAUAAGUUGUAAAGUGUUAUGAAUAUGAAAGCAUAUUAACCCUCUGGAGUUGAAACACCCUCAUUUGAAUGACAGGGAGACUCUAGACCCCUUAAUGUGAGUGUGUGUGUGUGUGUGUGUGUGUACAUUUGUGUAUGUCUGUCCGAAAGCCUGUUUUCCAAGGUGUGUGUUUUGUAUUUUGAGUCCUUCUUAUCUGUUUUUGGGUCUCAACCUGCCAGGAGCGCUGGACUGCGUUGUACCACCUCCGCACAGCAGGUGACGCUGUGGGUCCACCUAAACCCUCUCUUCCUCUGGUAGUGACGGACACUCAACGUUGACGACUUAAAGGUUUAAUGGAGAUUUAUUACUGAUUUCAUGUAGUUAUAGAUGAUUUUUGAACGUUUAUCAAAUAUUUAACUGAGAUUUUAUCAAAGCCUUCUCAAAGGUAUCAAUGACUCAUGACGAUUUAUUCAUGAUUUCAAUUUAAGAAUUUAACUACAAUUUAGUGAUUAUUUAAUGGCAAUUUUGGUUGUUUGUUGGUGGGUGUGUUCAUGCAGGCCGUGCCUCUCACAGCACCAGUCUGAGUCUUUAUGUAAGACUGAUGUGUUAUUGUUUAAGUACCAGCCUCAAGCAAUGCACACGACGCUGCUGACAGCCAUGAUUUCUAAUGUGAACAGUGAUGUAUGUAGAUACGUGGGCCGGUGUGUGCCCUGCGUAUUACCCUGGCUGGAGGCCUCUCUCUCUAGGAGGGUUAACCCUGCGUAUUACCCUGGCUGGAGGCCUCCCUCUCUGGGAAGGUUUUGCACAGCAGUUGGUGCUAUAUCUCACUGAAGCCAUGUGUACAGACUUACACUAACCCCAACACAACCGGACACCUUCUAAUAACCCCACCCUCCUACACCACCCCUAACCCACCUUUACCCUCCUAAACCACCCCUAACCCACCUACACCACCCCUAACCCACCUCCACCCUCCUACACCACCCCUAACCCACCUCCACCCUCCUAAACCACCCCUAACCCACCUCCACCCUCCUCAGAAGAUGCGUCCCAUUGGCUCUCUAAACUGGGAGGGGCCCAUCUUGUCAGUCAGGCUCAUAGACCAAUCAGGGGAGGUGAUCCCUCCCCCAGCCUUCUGUGACCUGUUAGAGCUGGUCACUGUCACCUCCCUAACCAAUCAUGGUCAACCAAUCGGACAGGAACGGUUUAAUCAAGCAAAUUAUUCAUUAGUCAAUCAAUCAAGAGUUAAGUACAUAUCAAUGUACUUUUUAACCAAACUAAAACUGGUGUGUCUGAUAUGGGUGAGGAUGCCGUCAAGCAGAGUGAAAGGACAUUGUGAACAUAGUUAUCACAUGCAAUAAGCAGCAUCGCCUGUUCUCAGCUCUCCAGAACCGUCUACCGGCCUCGAGCCGGUACCGACCCAGGUAGAAUAACAACCUUGGCAACACCUUUCUCUCCCUCCACCUUCCUACCCUGACGGACAACUCUGAACACAAAAAUACCAGCACUGCAAAGCAGCCUGCCCCCGAAUGAACUCAAAUAUGAUAUAUUUACUAUUUUUGGUUUGUUAAUUUUUUAACCCCUCCCUUGACAAUCACAUCGGAAUGUAUCAAUUUUGAUGUUUCUUUCAUUUCCGCUUGCUUUCCUUCGAGCGCCCUCUGCCGAACGUAGGGAGUUAGUUAGAACAGCACGGUUGAUUGUAAACAUUCUAACUUGUUUUUCGAUCAGCUGAAAGUGACAACGACGAUGAUGAUAAUGAUGAUGAUGUGUGAAUGUCUUACUUUCGAUGAAUUUCCACUAAUUCAGUCAAAUUACUUGUAUUUUAGGCAAAUAGAUACGUAUAGUUUCAGUGUGACGGUAAGCGCUUGGUGAUGGAAUGUCUGUUUUAUUCUUACUUGAGGUUCUUUUCCUCCAUAUUAAAGAGCCAUUUAUCCGCGUCCCGGGAAGCACGUCGCUUAGACCUGGUGUGUUCAACUGUGUGACAAACUUUCUAAUAAACUCAUAUUUACUAUCA
This is a messenger RNA of Hypomesus transpacificus, 7803 nucleotides long. RefSeq names its product SH3 and multiple ankyrin repeat domains 3b (gene shank3b). The record is from RefSeq and is a predicted model, not a curated record. NCBI's taxonomy places the organism in Eukaryota, Metazoa, Chordata, Actinopteri, Osmeriformes, Osmeridae. Gene Ontology annotation, molecular function: ionotropic glutamate receptor binding; synaptic receptor adaptor activity. Gene Ontology annotation, cellular component: dendritic spine; postsynaptic density; postsynaptic membrane.